This is a messenger RNA of Paramacrobiotus metropolitanus, 2483 nucleotides long. RefSeq lists its product as uncharacterized. The record is from RefSeq and is a predicted model, not a curated record. The coding region runs from base 667 to 2046 and encodes 459 amino acids. Gene Ontology annotation, molecular function: protein binding. The transcript has 3 exons. NCBI's taxonomy places the organism in Eukaryota, Metazoa, Tardigrada, Eutardigrada, Parachela, Macrobiotidae.
CUGUACGCAGUUAAGUUUUACUUUUUAGCAUCGACUAUCAAGGAUUCCAGUGUUCAUUUUAGUUUUCGAACCGAAUCUGGCGAAUUGUCAACCGUGGUCGCUUCGGAUUAGGGAUUCGCUUGAGCAGAUUGCCAGUUCGUAGAUGAAACUGUAUGGUUGUUUUGCAAUCCUGUCUGUUUCUUGUAAACAGUAAAUUAGUAAAUAAUCUGUGAUUGGUAUUUGACGCUGCUUUGACUGGCCUCUGAGUCCGGGCACUCCGGGGUCGACCGCCAAGGGCCAAGGGAUUUCAUUUGGAUAGAUAGCCGAGUAUGUUCAGACAGUUCAGUAUCUACAACCGUCCCGGCGAUAUCUACGCGUGGAACGCCGUGGACGUGCGGGCCAGCGACGGCUCUUGGGAGUACGGCCGCGUCAUCAACGUCCUGCACAACGGCCUGGUCGUCGACUUUGACUGCCCCGGACGGCGCGCCGAGCUGGUCGACCCGGAGGCGGUCGUCGUGCGCCGCAGUCGUCGGCCCCGGGCACACCUUCUCGGGCAGCGCCGAGUCGGCGCAGGAUCUGGAUGAAAGCCUCUUCCCCCAGGGGGUGGGGCAGCGGGUGGAGGUGUUGGGGCGGAGCAGUGCCGACCGCCCCUGGACGUGGCAGCCGGGCACCCCCUUUCUUUGCCAGAUGUACUGGCAGCGCUAUGUCUUCGUGGCGAUGGAGGGCCCCGAGGGGGCGGGACUGAAGCGGCUGAUGCGGGCGCAUCCUGUGCGAUUAUUCACCCCGGAAGCAGCGGAACCCGCGGGCGCUGCCGGAACGCUGGAUUUUGUGACGCGCGCCCGCACCCUCCCGGCGGCCUACUGGGGCGGGGGUCCCGUGAGCGCGGCGCGGUGGGAAGCCUGGAAGGAGGCCGUGCAGGCCUCUGAACACGCUUUCUGGCCGGUGUGCCUCAUGGGCGCGACGCUGGUCUACCUGCAAGAACUGCGGGGGACGCCGCUGCUCGACCAGCAUCUGGAAGAAUUGCGGAUGCAAGCCAACAGCAAACUGCAGGCGUCGCCUUGUCCGCUGUUGUUCGUGUCGGUGCCGGCGUCCGCUGCCCUCGCGGAUGACGACGGCCAGGGAAGUGCGUUGCCCUGUCUCCCGGCGGAAGUGCAGCGGGCUGUGCUGGACAUGCUGGACAGUGUGCAGCGCGCGCAGUGUCGGCGGGUGUGUCCGCUGUGGGACGCCCUGAUCGGGACGGAAUGGCGGGUCAUCUGGGUGUCGUUCGCCCACCAGCGCCUCGUCGACGCCGACGGGAAGGCCACGACACCCGACGAAGCCGGCUGGCAGCGGUCCGCCUACCUCGUGGGCAUGUGCUUAUGGAAAUGCCUGAGGGAAACCACCCAAACCAUCGUCAUCAGCAACGCCGUGCAGCAGUGGCAGAAUAACGGGCUGGGCGACUGCCUGGACCUCCUCGACUGGCUGCUGCGGGAGCAGGAGUGGGACGACGAUGUGAGGGUGGUGAUGCAGCGCUUCCACUGGGAGCUGGACGGCCCGCUGACCGACGAGCUGCACGCGGCGGCGGCGGCGGUGGAGCGGGUGGUGUGGCUGAAGGGGACGUUCAGCGGGCCGGUGGAGCACUUCCGCCGGGUGCCGGUGCCGCUGUGCUACAGUCACGUGGAUGACGAGGACGACGACGAGGAGGAGCUGCCCGUCCACGCGGACCUCAGUCAUCUGUUGGAAGCGUAUCUGGCGGAGCCGGAGGGCGAGGAGCGGGCGCGGCUGCUACAGUGGCUGCGAGAUGCCGCCGAGCAGCCGGCGGACUCUGCGGACCGCCAACGCAUCGACAAGAUUCUGCAUUACUGUCAGGAGCAAGACCCGCGUGUGCUGGCCAAGUACGGCGACGUGGCGUGGACUGUGGACGCGCUGCAGGCUGACCAGCUGGGCAGGUUGACCAAACUGACCCUCUGCGCUCUGCAACGCGAAAUGCGCGCUCCGUCGGCUGAUCGUCCAGCUGCCGGCAGCCCUGCCUAUUCCUACGGGGAUUCGCCCGCCUAUUCGCCUUCCAGUCCGCCCCCUUCGCCCUGACCUGACCUGACCCCGGGCUCAUUGGCUGGCUAACCGCUGCUUCACAUGUCCGAUCUCCUUCCAAAAGCAUCCCCUUUUGCGUAACCAGCCAACGGGUUCCCAGCCUUGCAGUCGUGAUGUUGUACGCGCAGUGAUUACGAUGAUUGGCCCUAUUCUCCACCGUUACUUUGUUCAUUCUUGUGAUCGGGUUCACUGGAAAAGAAGCGUAGUUGCUUAUUGUGCUCAAAAUCAUUGUCAUUUCCGAUGCAGUAUCUGACAAUAAAUUAUUCUGUUAUGGCUACGCCGGAAUCCGCUGACAAAAUAUGACUGCCAGUAUUAUUCGCUGUUCACAGUCCACUGGCCGUGCACAACUGACAACGAGAGUAAUCUUGUGUACAUGUACGAGUUCGUUAUAUUCUGUACAAGUCCGUCCGGAUGAUGAGAACGAAUAAAUACAG